Molecule: messenger RNA, 3666 nt
Organism: Bipolaris sorokiniana ND90Pr
Lineage: Eukaryota; Fungi; Ascomycota; Dothideomycetes; Pleosporales; Pleosporaceae
Exons: 2
Coding region: 93-3449 (1118 amino acids)
Molecular function (GO): RNA binding
Source: RefSeq, a predicted model, not a curated record
AAACAAUUACCCUGGCUUUUGGUAACCGAGUCAUCACGACUGCCUUUUCCCGCAUUAGAUUAUUGCCGUUACAACAGGGUCUGUAAUCCAUAAUGGCUCCUCCCUCCAACCGCCCCGACCACCACAUCAACCUCAACUACAUCCCCCAGUUGCCCCAGCCCCCGCUCUCGGGCUCUUCCUCGACCGGUAACACGUCCCCCGUAGAGCCUCCCAACAGCGGCUCCCUCCGCUUCUCUGGGAACCCCUCGAACCCAUUGGGCGCUGCAGCCGCCGGCACCAGGCUGGGCGCAGGCUCCCCAUCGCACGAAUAUGGCGGUAGACUAUUUUCCAAACGUGCACGUGAGAUCCAAGCGCAAGAAGGCUUGAAUCCGCAGAUGUGGGGCCCUCCUACCAGUGGUAAUUCGACUCCAUUGCGCGAGACCAUCCCAGAGUCUCCUAACAGCGAGAACUUGAGUUUCCCCGACUUCAACAACUCUGCGCCAGAGACAGUUUCAGCUGCGCCCACGGGUCGCCGUGCCCGUGCUGGGACGCUUCCUUCACGCUUCUCGCCUUCUGCUGCGCCGCCGGGCCUCAUGUCCGCCUCGUCACUCCUCCCAAAGAGCUCGCGACCGACUCCCUCUACCAGCCCCUUUAAGCCUGGCCCGGGUACACCCACCGAUACUUCGAGCUUCAACGCUCUUGGAUCUACAAAUGCUGCAGCCAAGUCCGCAUUGCUCUCGCGCCUUCGUGCGGGCUCAAUGCCUCAACGACCGGGCUACCUCCAGCCCUCUGUGUCUCCUUUCGGUAACCCCAUCUUUUCCAAUGGAUGGUCAAACAGCCGCGACCGCAGCAGCACGCUCCAAAGCAUUGCUUCGGUCCCCUCCAAUGGACCAGGCUCUCCGAGGUCCUCCUUCUCUCGUGACUCACUUGCGGACACGGAUGUCAAGACUCUAGACUACCUUGGUUUGGUUGACACUCCUCAGCCUGCACGAGCUACUUUGGCUCCCUCAGACAUUGAGCUUCUGCUGGAAAGCCAGCGGAAUGCAAACAGCCACAGUACCAACAGCGCAAACCGCUUCCGCUCUUACUCUGUCAAUGCAAAGGAAAAGUACGCCGAGGACGAGGAGGAUCAGUAUGGCGGCUACAGUGGCGCCAUGACUCCUGCUGAAGCAAACGCACUACUCAUCCAUGAAGCUGUCCGCCAGCACAACCUCGAGGUCCAGGCAUUUGCCAACAUUGCUUCCAAUGCACGCCCCAGAGCUCGCACCGCCGGUGUGCUUGACGCCCCCUCGCGAGGCGCAAUGCGUUCUUACUUGCCUGCCAUGGGACGUUUUGACAACGGUAUGGGCUCUGGUGACAUGACAGAGGAUGCUGAGUACAACCUCACAGAGGCUGUCAAGAAGCUUCAUUUGCCAGGCUCCAACUUGGGAGACGACGGAACUUUGGAAGGACCCACUCGAUCGCUGUGGCUUGGCAAUAUUCCUUCUUCAACCACCGUCUCAUCGCUACAGGUCAUCUUUGCUCAGUAUGGUAACAUCGAAUCUACACGCGUUCUUACCCACAAGAACUGCGGUUUCGUCAAUUACGAAAACCUCGAGAGUGCCGUCCAGGCCAAGUCCACUUUGAACGGAAAGGAAAUCUUCCCUGGUGCUGGUCCCGUGCGCAUUGGCUACGCUAAGAUUCCAAGUGCGGCAGCAACCCCCGGUCACAACGGCCUCUUCCCCUCACCAAGCCCAGAUCCCCUUUCCAAGGCCCAGGCUGAGGGUGCGGCUGGUUCUGCAUCUGCAGCCAAGUUGAGUACCGUUCCCGCAAAUGUGCCAUUGACUACUCCGGAGCUCAGCGAUAUUCGUAACGACAUUAUUCAAAUUGUGAAAGAUUUGGGUGCUACCGACGACGAGCAAACGAGUAUCUCUGCCAAGGUUGAGAAGGCUGUUCAGUUCAACAACUAUGUGGACGAGAUCCCAUCGGUUGAGGAGCCAAGCCACACCCGCAUCCAUGAUGCCCCCAGAUUGCGCGAGAUUCGCAAGCGCAUUGACAAUGGUUCUUGCUCAAAGGAAGAUAUUGAGAACAUUGCCAUAGCAAUGCUUCCUGAGAUUGCUGAGUUGUCUUCUGACUACCUUGGAAACACUGUUGUGCAAAAGCUGUUUGAGUUCUGCGAAGAGCCCACCAAGGAGGCCAUGCUUCGUGAGAUUGCUCCUCACCUAGCCAAGAUUGGUGUGCACAAGAACGGAACUUGGGCUGCACAGAAGAUCAUCGAUGUCUCCAAGUCUGAGACGAUGCAGAAGAUGGUUGUCGAUGCUGUUCGACCCUACGCCAUGGCACUCUUCCUUGAUCAGUUUGGCAACUACGUCAUGCAGGGAUGCCUUAAGUACCAGCAAUUCAAUGACUUCAUCUUUGAGGUCAUGCUCGGUAGACUUUGGAAUCUCGCGCAGGGCCGAUUCGGUGCUCGCGCUAUGAGGGCUUGCUUGGAGAGCCAUUACGCUACAAAGGACCAACAGCGAAUGGUGGCUGCUGCAAUUGCUCUCCACAGUGUCCAAUUGGCAACCAACGCCAACGGAGCUCUCCUCUUGACCUGGUUCCUCGACACUUGCACUUUCCCAAGGAGACGUACAGUUUUGGCUCCUCGACUGGUGCCACACAUUGUCCACCUCUGCACCCACAAAGUCGCAUACCUCACUGUUUUGAAGAUUAUCAACCAGCGCAAUGAGCCAGAGGCUCGCGAUACUAUUCUGCAAGCCCUUUUCUUCUCGCCAAAUGAUCAGGUCCUGGAGAGCAUCUUGGCUGAUCAGAACUGCGGCGCUACCUUGAUCUUCAAGGUACUUACCACGCCCUUCUUUGAUGAGCAAAUCCGCACCGAUGUUGUGCAGAACGUACGCAAUGUGCUCCUGCGUAUCAAGGCACAGCCACAACAAGGCUACAAGCGCCUCAUGGACGAGGUCGGCCUUUCUACCCGCGGCGGACCUGGCCCACGUGACCAUUCCGCAACUCGACCAGCGUCCAAGGACAGCGUCGCGUCUGGAGCACCCAAUGCCGGCAACUUCUACCAGGCUCCUCCCCCCGGCUACGAUCCCGUCGCGCUCCAACGCACAACAAGUAUGGAUUCAAACGGCUUUGAGCAGUUCCCAAUGGGCGGGUACAUGCCAAACAUGCCGGGCAUGAACAACCAACAGCAGAUGCAAUACCAGCAGCUCUUGGCCCGACAGGGCCAGUUCUAUCCUCAGAUGAACGGCUUCCAACCGCCAGCUCCUGGUAUGGAUGCUUACCGCAACGCCUCACCUGUUGCAGGCCCGGGCAGCUUCAACGGAUCACCGAUGAUGCAACCGGCUAACCUCGCCGGCCAAGGUAUGCCGGGCAUGUAUCCGCCAUACGGCAUGUACGCGCCACCUCAGCACCAGCAGGCUCCUGGUGGUAACCAGCGACGUGGGAGAGUAAGCAGAAAUGCAUCCCCUGCGACGAGCAUCCGCCGUUAAAAUCUUGUUGAAGAAAUGAAAUGUCUUGGUUUUUGGAAAGGGGAUUUGGGGGGUGUGGUGUAGGACGCCAAAGCCCCUGUGCCCUAUUUCUUUUCUUUAGAUUUUGUGGUGUUGCAAAUUGGGGGAAAGCAGUACCAUCUUCCUGUAUAUGAUUCGGAUCUGUGCACUUAUGUAUCUGCUGGCGAGCAUAUUGAAAGAAAAAACAGACGACGCGACC